UUAGUAAAAGUGUGUGUCUCAAGCCACAAGAUUUCAUAUUUAAAACAAUACUGGUAGUGAUUUGGAGCCAUGAGAUUUUAAUAGCAUGUAGGAAAUUUCUAAUCUUUCGUGAUUUAGGUAAUUUGAAAAACAUGUUUUUUUUGCAACCCUGCUUGUAAGGAAUGCUGAACUUUAACAUUUGUCAAAUCACUUCUAUGCUUUAUCAGUCUAGCUCUUGCCCCACAAGAGGUUGCAUUUUGCUCUCUAUUCAGUUUUGUAUUAUAUUAUUUUAUAUAUACCUUUGCUCUAGCUCUUGCGGCUUGCUCCACAAGAAGCUGCAUUUUGCUCUCAAUUCAUUGUGGUAAUAAUCAGUGGUAUUAUGUCUACCUUUGCUCUAUGAGUGAGACUGUGAGAGUGAUGAUAGGUCCUGUUAGCCAUACCCAGGCUCUACCUUCACUAGUUUCAAGUUUCAACAAUCCCAUUUGAGGUACCAAGUAUGCUACAGUAUUUGCAACAAACUUAAGAUGAUGUAAUGAAUAAUUCAUUGACUAUAAAUUGAUAUUUUCAAUUUUAGAUUUUCUGUGACUAUGUUUUUGACCAAUCAUUGCUUAUACAAUGUUUUCCCAUGAGCUGUGCAGCAUAUAAUGCAACUUAUGCUGUUUAGGGGCCAUAUGGACUGACUUCCAGUGCUCCUGUUUGAAAACAAGAAAGGUAGAAGAAAAUGACAUUAAACUUGAACUUCUUGAACUUCACAGUAAAGUCACAAUCUAUGUAUCUUGAACAAGAUCCAAUUGUUCUUUAAGUACCAAAUAAAUUGAACAACAAUCUUCUUACAUAGAAGCUAGUCAAGCUAAGUGAUAACUCCUGAUUUGCUGAUGGUUAUUGCUGUUGUUGUGUUAUUAUAAUUUUCAACAUGACCUUUGACAAAUUUCAUAAGAUAAUAAAGGAGUGUGAUACAGUUAUUCUGUAUUUUAAUAAUACACAAACAUAUGCUCUAGAGGUUACAAAAACGGUGAAGAAUCGACAUGGACAACAGGUGCCACAUGUUUUCCAAAGCAUGUACGGCGCUCUAAAAGUUGAGUCAUUGGUGGGCCUUCAAUUUGGCUGCCGUGUUCAGCUUGCCACUGGUGCUGGCUACAUUUUCUAUCCCACUCCUGAACUCUGGACUCUCACACUACCUCACAGGACUCAAAUUUUGUACACAACGGACAUAUCAAUGGUGAUUGCUCGACUCAACAUCGGCCCAGGAAGUGUGGUGUGCGAGGCAGGCACAGGCAGUGGGUCUUUGUCCCAUGCAAUAUUGAGAACAGUUGGCCCUACUGGUCACCUCCACACUGCCGACUUUCAUGAGCAACGUUGGUUAGCUGCCGCGGACGAGUUUAAACGACACGGCUUGAAUGACCGAGUCACCACUUACUGGCGCGAUGUGUGCACGUUAGGAUGGCCUGUUACGGAGGUUGCCGACGCCGUCUUCUUAGACCUGCCACGUCCUUGGCUGGCCUUACCUCAUGCAGUCAAUGCCGUUAAACUGAAUGGUGGCAGAAUUUGCUCCUUCUCGCCCUGCAUCGAACAGGUUUCCCGGACGUGUGAAUUGAUGCGUUCGCUGGGCCUACAGAACGUGACCACCCUGGAGGUUCUGACAAGAGAGCUUCAAGUCUUGCACUCAGAUAUGCCUGUCAUCGAUAUCACACCUGAUGAUCGACCUAAUUUAAAGGAAUUGGAAAUGUCGGCGGGAGAGAGUGACGCCAAGCGACCUAAACUCUCAGCCGACAUUGAAUCUUCUCAAGAGGGCAGUGAAGACUGCAAUGUUACAGAGAGUGAAAAGUCAGACCUUUCAGCAAUAGCUCUUACUAAAGAGGUACCUAGCCCAAUCUUUAAUGGAGAGGGCAGAACAAAAUCGAAGAGCAUAUUGUCUGCGUAUCCUAAGUUGACCCAAGCUGGCCACACGGGUUACCUCACUUUUUGCAUCGUGCCUCCUGGUCUCCCCCGACCAGUUUCCACACCUGUUGUUUGACUAGAAUCUCAACUAAAUUAUGACUUGUA
Messenger RNA from Hyalella azteca, 2022 nucleotides. It is a transcript of the gene Trmt61, whose product is annotated as tRNA (adenine(58)-N(1))-methyltransferase catalytic subunit TRMT61A. Gene Ontology annotation, biological process: tRNA methylation. The record is from RefSeq and is a predicted model, not a curated record. The coding region runs from base 893 to 1993 and encodes 366 amino acids. The transcript has 6 exons. Gene Ontology annotation, cellular component: tRNA (m1A) methyltransferase complex; nucleus. NCBI's taxonomy places the organism in Eukaryota, Metazoa, Arthropoda, Malacostraca, Amphipoda, Hyalellidae.